AUGCCCGUGCGGAGGGGCCACGUGGCCCCGCAGAACACCUACCUGGACACCAUCAUCCGCAAAUUCGAAGGGCAGAACCGCAAGUUCCUCAUCGCCAACGCCCAGAUGGAGAAUUGCGCCAUCAUCUACUGCAACGAUGGCUUCUGUGAGAUGUUCGGCUACUCCCGGGUGGAGGUCAUGCAGCGCCCUUGCACCUGCGACUUCCUCACCGGGCCUGAGACCACCAAAAACUCCAUCGCGCAGCUGACUCAGGCCUUGCUGGGAUCCGAGGAGUGCAAGCUAGAGAUCCUCUACUACAGGAAAGACACAUCGUGCCUCCGGUGCCUGGUGGACGUGGUCCCGGUGAAGAACGAGGAAGCAUCUGUCAUCAUGUUCAUCCUGAACUUCGAGGACCUGGCCGAGCUCAUCGCCAAGAGCGCCAGCCGGAGUCUCCACCAGCGACUGUCCCAGGGCUGGCGCCAAGGUGAGCGAGAGCCGGGGUCCCCAGGCGGGGAUGGGGGGGAGGGCGGGGGAUUGUACCGCACCAUCAGCCAGAUCCCGCAGUUCACCCUCAACUUUGUGGAGUUCAACCUGGAGAAGCACCGCUCGGGCUCCACCACUGAGAUCGAGAUCAUUGCGCCCCACAAGGUGACGGAGCGCACGCAGAACGUCACCGAGAAAGUCACACAGGUCCUGUCGCUGGGCGCGGACGUCCUCCCGGAGUACAAGCUGCAGGCGCCGCGGAUCCACCGAUGGACCAUCCUGCACUACAGCCCCUUCAAGGCGGUGUGGGACUGGCUGAUCCUGCUGCUGGUCAUCUACACGGCCGUCUUCACGCCCUACUCGGCCGCCUUCCUGCUCAACGAGGAGCAGGAGGAGAAGCGCUGGAACUGCGGCUACUCCUGCAACCCGCUCAACAUCAUCGACCUCAUCGUGGACAUCAUGUUCAUUGUGGACAUCAUCAUCAACUUCCGCACCACCUAUGUCAACAUCAACGACGAGGUGGUGAGCCACCCUGGCAAGAUCGCCAUCCAUUACUUCAAGGGCUGGUUCCUUAUCGACAUGGUGGCUGCCAUCCCCUUCGACCUGCUCAUCUUCCGCUCCGGCUCUGAUGAGACCACCACGCUGAUCGGGCUGCUGAAGACAGCCCGGCUGCUACGCCUGGUGCGUGUGGCCCGUAAACUGGACCGCUACUCCGAGUACGGGGCGGCCGUGCUCUUCCUGCUCAUGUGCACCUUCGCCCUCAUCGCCCACUGGCUGGCCUGUAUCUGGUACGCCAUCGGCAACGUGGAGCGGCCCUACAUGGAGCACAAGAUCGGAUGGCUGGACAACCUGGGUGACCAGAUCGGCAAGCGCUACAAUGACAGCGACCUCUCGUCCGGCCCCUCCAUCAAGGACAAGUACGUCACGGCGCUCUACUUCACCUUCAGCAGCCUCACCAGCGUGGGCUUCGGCAACGUCUCCCCCAACACCAACUCCGAGAAGAUCUUCUCCAUCUGUGUCAUGCUGAUUGGCUCUCUGAUGUACGCCAGCAUCUUCGGCAACGUCUCUGCCAUCAUCCAGCGCCUGUACUCGGGCACGGCCCGCUACCACACCCAGAUGCUGAGGGUGAAGGAGUUCAUCCGCUUCCACCAGAUCCCCAACCCCCUGCGCCAGCGCCUGGAGGAGUACUUCCAGCACGCCUGGUCCUACACCAACGGUAUCGACAUGAAUGCGGUGCUGAAAGGCUUCCCCGAAUGCCUGCAGGCUGACAUCUGCCUCCACUUGAACCGCACCCUGCUCCAGAACUGCAAGGCCUUCCGGGGGGCCAGCAAGGGCUGCCUCCGAGCCCUGGCCAUGAAGUUCAAGACGACUCACGCUCCUCCCGGAGACACCCUGGUGCAUUACGGGGAUGUCCUCACCACCCUCUACUUCAUCUCCCGCGGCUCCAUCGAGAUUCUCCGGGAGGACAUUGUGGUGGCCAUCCUAGGGAAGAACGACAUCUUUGGGGAGCCCAUCAGCCUCUAUGCCCGGCCUGGGAAAUCCAACGCGGAUGUCCGGGCACUGACCUACUGCGACUUGCAUAAGAUCCAGCGGGAGGACCUCCUGGAGGUCUUGGAUAUGUACCCGGCCUUUUCCGACAACUUCUGGAGCAACUUAGAGAUAACCUUCAACCUGAGAGAUGCAGACAGCAUCCCCCGCUCGCCGCUCAGCGAGGACUACGACUGCUCCUACCGCCGCGUGCGCCGGCGCAAGCAUUCCCUCUACCCGGACGGGCUGGACACGGGCAUCUCGGACGCCGAGCCAUACCACACCUACUCGGAGCUCACCAACCUGCAGGGCCCCCUCAGCAAGGACCAGUGGGAUGACCUGUGCAGCAGCACCACGCCUUGCUCGCAGACCAGCGACGAGGAGGCCAAGCCUCCCAGCCCCACCCAGGCCGAGCCCUCUCCUGACUCCGACCAGGACGACUUUGCCCCAGCCAUGCUCAGCCUGGUCACCCCCAACGCCAGUGGCACCGAUGUCAGCAAGCAGGCGGUGGACGACAGCCAGUCCUACGCGGCCACCCCCGGGGACGUUCCAAACAUGUUCGCCUUCUGGGAGGACAGACAGCCAAAUCUCCACCCAGAGCCCCUGCCGCACGCGUCCUUGGUCCACAACUCCCGGGCCAACCCUCUGCGCUUGGACUACGGGCAGGGUCAGAUCGAAUCCCGACUGGAGCUCCUGCAGGCUCAGCUCAGCAGGCUGGAGUCCAGGAUGUCUUCGGAUAUUAAUAUAAUCCUCCAGCUCCUGCAGCGCCAGCUGUCCCAAGUGCCGCCCGCAUACAGCCCCAUCUCGCCGUCCUCCCACAGCCUGGCCAUGUACAGCAUGGGCCCGAGGGGCAUGGAGCCUGCUCCACCGUGCACGCCGCUGCAGGAGAAGGACCUGACUCCUCCCGGGGAGAGCCCAAGCUACACAGAGAUAGAAAAGUUCCAGCUGAAAUCCAGGGACGCCUUGUCAAGCGGGGUACACCUGUUGGCAGCCUCAGAGAAAACCAUCUACUCCCAGCCGGAACUCCAUUCCCAGACCUUCCCCAACCCAGAGCCCCACCAGAGGGCAACACACACACGGGGACUCUUCCACGGCUCUCGUUUCCCUUCCCUCCCCGAGCAUCUUGAAGCCUCUUCCGAGCACCUAGACAUUCAGAGACAUCUCUCCGAUCCGGUGCUUCCCGGCAGUUAGAGACGCGCAUGCGCCGAACCAAGCCAAGAGGGACCGCAACUGAGAACUGGUUUCGCUGAUUUCAGUUUUGACUGUGGGGGCGAGACGGGGAGGACAAUGUUAUUGGCUCAGGGGUACACUUUGUAGCUGUCUUCUGCCCCGGUGGAGGGGAGUGGAGAGUGGAGGGAGUUCAGAGAUCAUUGUUCUCCAAAGGCUUAUGUAGAGUAGAUUCAAAUUGCACAUUAUAGAGUGCACCCAACGCGGCUCUUUUUGAUGGCCACCAAGAAGCCAACGGGCUGGAGGAGCCAGAUGGCACCAGCCUCCUCUUCCUCGCCAAGGCUUCCUCCCUGUGUUGGUGCCACCAAAAUGGGCCACAACUGCAGGAGGAGAGUGAAUGCACGGCUGGGAGGCCACCUUGCUGGCAGCUCUAUGGGGCGGGGACCACCUCGACAUCUGUGUUCGUACCGCGCCUAGCACCACGGGACCUUUGUGCACUACCAUACUGGGGCUGUUCAUCCUGGAGAUGAUGUUGUCCGGAGGAGGAGAGGGAAAGAGGGAUAAAUGGCAUCAGAUAGUGGGAGAAUGAAGGAGCUGGAGGUGUAAGGUCCAGAGGAUGGGCAGAGGAGAGGAGUAAUCCCUGUCCUACCUGGCUGUCAUUAAGAAACGAGGGUGGUGGUUUCCACCCCUCUAGCAUGCUUCAGCACAGGUCCCU
Emys orbicularis (European pond turtle) is the source of this 3871-nucleotide messenger RNA. RefSeq names its product potassium voltage-gated channel subfamily H member 6 (gene KCNH6). Gene Ontology annotation, biological process: membrane repolarization during action potential; regulation of heart rate by cardiac conduction; regulation of ventricular cardiac muscle cell membrane repolarization. The transcript is spliced from 14 exons. Gene Ontology annotation, molecular function: inward rectifier potassium channel activity. Bases 1 to 3180 code for a protein of 1059 amino acids. Gene Ontology annotation, cellular component: plasma membrane. Lineage: Eukaryota; Metazoa; Chordata; Testudines; Emydidae. The record is from RefSeq and is a predicted model, not a curated record.